Messenger RNA from Dermochelys coriacea (leatherback sea turtle), 2953 nucleotides. RefSeq names its product myotrophin (gene MTPN). Gene Ontology annotation, cellular component: cytoplasm; nucleus. The transcript is spliced from 4 exons. Gene Ontology annotation, molecular function: protein binding. Gene Ontology annotation, biological process: regulation of barbed-end actin filament capping. NCBI's taxonomy places the organism in Eukaryota, Metazoa, Chordata, Testudines, Dermochelyidae. The coding region runs from base 429 to 785 and encodes 118 amino acids. The record is from RefSeq and is a predicted model, not a curated record.
AGGGUGGCGCUUAAGAACCCUUGAGCCAGGCACAGCACUGCGGCAAGCGCUCACGCCCUCAGGCUCCGGAGGCGCAUGCUCAGUGAGGCAAGCCCGGAGGCGCAUGCGUAGUUGAGUGGCCUUUCUCCGUUUGGGUGGAAGGGGCGGACCGAAGGAAACCCGGAAGCGGAAACGCUGCGGGGAAAACCGCUUUUCCCUUCCGUUAGGCGGAUUCCCCUUCCCCGUCUCUGUUUCCGGCGCAGAGCGAGAGCUGCGGGCCCCGGAGUGUUGGGUUAUAACCGCCGCUCGCCUGUGUCCCCUCCCGUGGCAGAGCGAGAGCCGGCCGGAGAAGGCUCCCUCCCCGCGACCUGAUUCGCGCUGCCCCGCCUGCCCCUCUCCGUGUGGGUGCUGGGCCCUCGCCGCUCCCGCGUCUCUGUCAGGCGGCCGCGAUGUCUGACAAGGAGUUUAUGUGGGCCCUCAAAAAUGGAGACCUGGAUGAGGUGAAGGACUAUGUGGCUAAGGGUGAAGAUGUCAACCGAACGCUGGAAGGUGGGAGGAAACCUCUUCACUAUGCAGCGGAUUGUGGGCAGCUUGAGAUUCUGGAAUUUCUGCUACUAAAAGGAGCUGAUAUUAAUGCUCCAGAUAAACAUCACAUAACACCACUUCUAUCAGCAGUUUAUGAGGGUCAUGUCACUUGUGUGAAAUUGCUUCUGUCAAAGGGUGCUGAUAUGACUGUGAAAGGCCCAGAUGGACUAACUGCCUUUGAAGCCACUGACAACCAGGCAAUCAAAGUUCUUCUUCAGUGAUGGAUGGACUGAUAUAACUGUCUUUUCUGUGGCCUCACACUGCUGCCUGUCUUUAACUCUUUGUAUCUUCCAGCUUCUUCAGCUAAAUACUUUGGGGGGGAGGGGAAUUCUCAAUGAAUCAAACUAACUAGGGGUCUCAAUCAAAACGAUAAUCCGUUUGGAGAGAAUGGAAAUCAGUAUAAUCAGUGUCCUUCAGGAUUUGUUUCAUGCACAAUCUUUUUUCCAUUUCUAGUGAAAACAAACUUCUUCUGCAGGAGGGAGAAAGAACAUGCACUUAAAAAUUGGGUUGUAGGCCUCCCUGAUCAAUUCUAUUAAGUUUUGUGUUGAAAGAUCAAUGUAGACAAAAGUACUGUAUUAAGUACUCUAAAACGCUAACUAAGAGGCAGUAGUCCAAUGCUGUUAGUGUCUGCCAUGAUAUAAAAUGUAGUAAUUGAGGCAUUUGGGUUGCUUGUAUCUUGAUAGCUAUAUCCUUCUGCUUUAAAGCAUAUGUUGAAAUACUGAAGACUUCUGAUACUAGUUAAAGGAGCUAUCUCCACCUUGACUAAUCAGAUGCCACACUAACCUUUUUUUGACUCCUUGUAAAUCAGGAAAGAUCAGUUUAGGCAAGACCUUGUUAUAUUCCAAAAGGCCUGCCAAGGUACCUUUUGGAGGAUUGAACUUCAGGAUUUCCCUCCCCCACCCCCAAUGUGUUCUAGUCCAGAACUGACCAAUCUAACUUAAAAUAUUUUGGGGUCUGAUAAGAAAUGUCACUGCAGUUUACCCUUUUGGGUUGUCAGAUGGAAUUUCCUCAUUUACCAUGUCAAUUUAAACAAUAUAGGCACAUAUGGUGAAAGCUCCAGGCCCUCUGGUACGCAAGAAGAAUUUCUCUGCUACCUUAAAUGAUUUAAACUUAGUGCUGCUGGUAAUUAUUUAGAUGUUCUCACUAGAAACGAAUAUCAGAGUUGCUAAAUGUUUUUUGCUAUAGUUUCAAAAAAAUAGUUCUAUGAAGAGCUUUUCUAUAUCCUACUGUCAGGAAAAGGAAGACUUAAAUGCAGUUUCACUGAAAUCUGUAACUACCACCAGAGAAAAAGUAAGAUUUUUUUUUUUUAAUGAAUUUCCUAAGAUUCUUCAUCAACUGGCUGAAAAGGCACUUUUUUAAUGUCAGGACUUCAUGGAGAGCAACGGGCUUCUUCUGAAGCUCCUGUUGCAUUACUACAGCAUGUAUGAUCCCACAAAUAUGUUUAAAUUUCAUCUGGAAGUUAAUGUACUAGUAAAUAUUACAGCAGUAGAACUGAUAACUAAUGGAAGCAGAUUUAAGAUUAUAACAAGGGAUUCCCACCCCAUUCCACCCAUGAAAGUCUGAGCUUUUGAUUUUCAUGUUUAAUUUGCAUUAGACACAUACCAGCUCACCCAAACAAUUCACAGUACCGUUUUUUUAAAGGCAUACAUUAUAUAAAAGAAUAUAUUUACUUUUGGGAUGUCAGUAUAUGCUGCUUUCAGGCAUUAUGGUAACGUAAAAAAUGUGCAUCGUGUUUAAUGCAGAGUAUGUUUAAACAAAACAAGGAAAUCUUAUUUUGAUUUCCCAUAUCUGGAAUUGAGGUGAUGUCAGGAGGGUGAGCAAUACAAUAUUUGGUGAUUGCCAUCCAGAUAAAUAUAUACUGAGACAUUUUGGGUUCAUAUUUUAACCAUGUUGCUAUACUGUUGCAAAUGAACUUCAAUUAUAAACAACCCUGUAUUUAGAAUGUAAAUGAGAACAAACCGAGUUAUACAUAUGCAGCAUCCCCACAGGAUAAAAAAAAAAAUCAGGAAUACAGUCAUUCUGGCCAAUGAGAAACUGUAGUGAGCCAUUAUUGAUGGGUUUCUUGGAUUUAUGGGAGGUAUGGAUGGCAAAGAAGAGUGGAAAGAUUAGAAAUGUUUUAAAAACUGUAAUCAAUCACUGAGUAACUGAUAAAUGAAUGAGCACAUUUGACUAGCUGUUCUUUAAUAAGCCUUUUAAAAUAAAGAACUCUGUAAUCUAUCUCUAAUCAAUACUGGACUAUCAUCUCAUUACGAUAGUGUGGACUCUGAAUACAAAUUCUGACUUUCUGUAAGAUAUCACUGAAGUAAUUAGUUCUAUAUUGGCAUAAACUAGUCGCUACUUAUGCUAUUAAAAUACUAGUCCAAAUUGCAGUUUUCUGAAAUCUUUUUUU